AUGACUCGGUCGUUAUUUUUAAAAAACUAUGAGUCUCUGAUUCUCAUCGUUGCCGUGUCACUAAUCUUCAACACAAGUGCUAAAAAUCUUACCAAAGAGAUAUGUCGCCUGGCAGUACAAGAAGCGCUUUCUAUGGGAUUAAGUUUUCCACAGCCUGAAAAAUUACCAAUAAUUUUGAAUCCAACUACUCAAAGUGAACAACGACACCAGCCGAAUACAGAAAAUCGACAAUUAUCACGAAAUAAUGAUCGCACUAGUAGCACAACUACUUCAACAACAAUAGAUGAAAAUUCGAGGAAUGCUAAAGAAUCCUUAUAUUUAUGGCUCUCUGAGACACAACUUAAUCAAUUAUUGGAGUAUAACUUUCUGGAUACAUAUCGAGCUCAUGCUGGUCAAGGUAGGAGUUUAUCCGAUUUAACUUGGGAUGCUAAUCAUUCACAAUUAUAUCAUCAAAGUUUGUGUUACUGGUCAGAUACCAAUUUACCAAAGCAUACAUGUUGUACAUUUCAAAUGGAAUUAGGAUUAUUACAGAAAACUACAGAAGAAUUGCAUCAAAGUUUAUCAACUUACUUAGAACGAUGGCAUAAAGAAUUGGCAAAAUUAAGAACUGCUUUAAGAGAUCAAUUAAUUGAAAGUCUUGAAUUAUUAAAAAUUCAAUUAAAUCAAACAUUUUGUUCAUAUGAAUUCAUUAUAAAUAAUAAUUCAAAUGAGAAUUCUACAAAUUAUACAUGGAAUUGUUGGUAUCAUAUUAUGGAAUUAAUAUCAAAAUUUCGUUUAAUAUUAGAACAAUCAUUUUUAACACAAGAUGAUAUUAUAUUAGAUUUAAUGUUUCCAGUUGAUAAUUAUUUAAUGCAAUCAUUAUUAGAAACAUCAUGUCAAACUUAUAUGACCGAUUCAAAGAAUAUACAAGCUGAAGAAUUAGAUGAAAAAAUUAAAUGUCAUGAAUAUUGUCAAGCUCGAUUAAAUUUAAUCUUUGAUUCAUUAACUGGUCAUUCAGAUUUACCAUCUUUAACUAGAAAAUCAAGAAAUUUAUUUGUAAAUAAAGUAAAUCGUCAUUCAUUAUUACAAUUAACCAAUAAUGAAAAGAAUCUAAUAAAAAAUGAAGAAAAACGAAUAUCAAAAAGUAGAAAUAUAAAAUCAUCAAAUCAUAUAAAUAAUUAUAAUACCGAUAAUGAUAUGAAUCAAAUGAAUAAUUUUCUUAUUGAAGCUGAACAAUAUCGAAUGUUAUAUAGACCUGAAUUAGUAUUUACAUUCAGAUUAAAUCGUAAAUUAAUUCAAUCAUUGGAAUUAGGUGAAUCAUUAAUUGAUGGAUUGAAAAAUUUCAAUAUUGCUCAAGGUACAUGUAUGCGAAAAUUAAUGCGUAUGCAUUAUUGUGCUUUAUGCGCUGGUGAAACAUUAACAAGACCAUGUCCUGAAUUAUGUUUAAAAAUUUUAUUAGAUUGUUUAAGACCUCUUAGUCAACUUAAUCCACAAUGGUAUCGUUUCACAGAAACUAUCAAAAGUGUGGCAGAUAUAUUUUUAGGAAAACCACAAUUAAGAUUAGAAAGUCAAUUGGAUGAUUUUCCAGAACAUCUUGUAAAUUAUUAUCAUCAAUUAUUGCAUACUUAUCACAACUGGUUACAACCACAAUGUUCUGGGAUAAAAAAAUUAUACAAUGUAUUUGAUCAACUUAAAAAUAAUUCAAAAACUAUAUUUCAAACAAUAAAAAGUAAUAAUACAAAACGUUUAAAACAACAUAAAAAGAUAUUUGAACAAAUGAAAACAACUAUGGAUGAAAUCACAAAUAUAUGGUCACGUUCAAGUACAGCAUUGUGCUUAGAAUCACCUUAUCUUGCUUUACUCAAUGGAAGACGUGAUCAAUGCUGGAAUGGAACAGCUAUUUCAAGUUUUCAUGAAGAAGAUUGUACAUUUUGUCAACAUGAACCAAAAUUACAAGAAACUAUUGUUACAAGUUCACAAAAUGAAAAUUAUAAUGAGAAGUUAUCACCAAGUCGAAAACAACGAACAUCAUUUAUACCAACGAAUGAUGUACAACAGUCAAGUGUCAGUGAAACAGAUGAUCUACUAUCAGCUUCAAUUGCAUCGACUAACUAUUUAUUGAAUAAUCCAUCAUGGAAUUCUCCAUUACAACAUGAUAAGGAAUUAGCUUUUCGACGUGCCAAUGAAAUUCUAGUAAGAGCAUCUAGAGAUUUGGAAUGGUCCGUGAAGUCAUUGUUAGCUGAGACGAACUAUUAUAAUUCAUUAAACGCCAAAUCUACUUCAAAUGGAAGUGGUAAAUCUAAAGGAAAUACACCGUCGGAAUCAUGGGCACGAAUUUCAGCAUCUCAAAAACCUGGAGUAUCAGAACAAUAUGAAACUGGAAAAACAUCAUCCAAUUCACAUUCAGAUAUGACCAAUUCUUUAGGUAUGCUCGCUUAUGGAUCAAUACUAAACUGGAAUUCACAAGGAGUAGGAGAAGAAGAAGACGAGGAAGUACAACGUAAAAUGCCCAUGAAUUCUAAAAGUAAUAAUCCAUCAUCAUCGGAUUCCUCUUCGAAACCAAUACAAAUGACUACAAAUCAAGGAAAUUCAAGAAAAAAAAAUUCACCUGAUAGGAAACAACAAACAAGACCAUUAGAUAGAAAUUCAAAUCUUGGCUCCGGUUUUUUCCCAGGUUGGACAUUAUAUGCAUGGACUCCAAUUAGUUCACCAACUAAAGAACAUACAUAUGGAAAACCAGUAGAUAAUAGUUUAAUUCAAGAAGAAAUAAAUUAUGAUGAAAGUGGUUUACACGAUUCCAAAGGUGAACUUGAUUAUCCACAAAUGUUUCCUUUUAUUAAUAUGAAUUCACAAGGAUUAAAUAUAUCAAUAAUGGGAUCUGAUGAGAAAUUCUUACGUAAUAAUAGUUUAUUUAAUCCAAAUUAUCAUCAGAAUCUUAAUAAUUCUUUAUGGACAAAUAAACAAAAUACAGAAAAUAAUAAUGAUAUAAUCAACUUAACUAAUUUAAACAAAAGUCAAGAAUCGAAUUCAAAUAAAAAUGUAGCUGUUUGUAUUAACCUUCAACGAAAACAAUAUACCAUAAUAAAUAUUAGCAUAUCUGUGAUGCUUUUGAUUUAUUUAUUGGGGAUAUAA
Molecule: messenger RNA, 3111 nt
Organism: Schistosoma spindalis
Lineage: Eukaryota; Metazoa; Platyhelminthes; Trematoda; Strigeidida; Schistosomatidae
Source: the annotation of a GenBank genome assembly